AUGCCGAUCACCGACCUACUCGACGAAAUCGACAAGGCCCCGAGGUUUCGUCCUCUGGUGGACAAGGUCGUAGAGGCUCCUCCUCCUCAAGCUCCAAUGGAAAACAGAUCCCGUCUUCCGCGUGUGCCCAUGCCCGGUUCAGCUUCCCGUACUACCUACGAAAUGGCAAAGGCAACAUCGACAAGUUCUCUCCAAAGUCGUGGUGCUGCUGCAGGGGCAGGGUCUAGCCUAAAAAGCCCCAACAAGCAAGCCGUUGCUUCUUCCAGGAACAACGGCGGAUCCCCCACACAGGCCCCCAGGGCGGGCUCCGGCCCCACGCGCACCCCACGCACCACCAGUGCCUGUGCGGAUCCUCUCGCCAAGCCGGACCCAAACCCGGGUCCCUCCGACCGCCCCUCCCCUACCGGUACUACUACCCCGUCCACUUCUCAACCAGCUGCCCGCAAGCAACAGACCAAGAAGGCCGCAAACCCUUUCCCGCCCAAGAAGCGCAUUGCCAGUACUGCCAAAAAUUCCACAGCACCAUCGUCCUCUCGUGCCGCUGCUCCGUCCACCAAGGCCCAACCCAAGCAGCCGCCCAAGCCUGUCAACGAACAAGUCAAAACCGAACACAGCCCCGACGACUCAGACCACGACUCUCUUUUCAGCGAUACCGUGCUUCAAAGCAUCGAAAAGCCCACGAAACCCGCUCCCGCCCGUCGCCAAAAAGGCUCCCAGGUGAAAAAGAUCAUCAGUCAGGCGAAACGCGACGUUACAGCAAAAAGACAAGCACAAGUCAAACUCCAGGCUGAAAAGGCCAAAAGAGCAGAGGCUGCGAGAAUAGCCAGAGAAGCCGAAGACGUUAGAGAUCUCGCUGCGAGAUCUUUGAUCAGCCCUUCGCUCACCCCGACGAUCAUAGCGCCCAUCGGAGAGGUGAAACUCACCCGCGGCAAUCCAUUGUCGGCACUCUUGGCCACAUCAGACGCCGACAUGGAGCCACUGAAACAUGGGGAUUACCCCAUUAUCAUCAGUGAUGCCUUGCUAGGCAAAGCGUCCAAAGAAACAGUCAGCGGCAUUCGCUACAACCACAAACCGGCGCUCUCGUCCGACAUUGCCCCGAGCCAAGCAAGGCUUAAGCGGUCCGCUAAGGAUGGCUCGUACAACCUCGGCUUCGAUGAUAACGGAGACAAGUAUCAAUACAACGGCGUCCGCACUGCAGCAGACAGUCAGUAUGUACUCGUUUUCGAUCCAGACCGCAAGGCUUUCGUUCUCCACCAGGUGAAUUCAAUGUUCAACAUGAACAUCACCAAAACGCCGACCGACACCAAUGCCGCGAAGCAAUACCCUCCCUUGGAUGUCAAGGGUACUGUCCUCGACAAGCCGGCCCCCAAGGGAAAGGCAUCAACAGCUGCAUCCAAGAACAAGGAAGCGCCCACCAAGAACGCGCCUGCUGGUAGGGGAAGAGGAAAGGCAGCCCAGAACAAGCAAAACCCCGGAACCUCCAAGCCUGCCUCGCCGCCGCGUGCAGAGGCAGAAGGACACACAACCAAGCGCCGCAAGCCAUCACCUGCUGAUUCCGAGGACGAAGAUGAGGAUGACGAUGAUGGUGGCUUGACGAUAGAAUACCCCGAUGGUCCCCCACCAGAGCGGUUCAAGCCGGCGGGCCAUAAGUUUGCUUCCCCGCCUAUCGCUCUGACUCGUCGCUUCUCCGAGUUCGCGGCAGCCUAUAACCCUGACGAGGAGGAGGACGUCAAUAUGGACGCCGAGGUCGAUUGCCGAUUCAACGAAGACGCCGAUGGAGAAGGCGGUGGAUACGAGGACGACGAUGAGGAGGAUGAAGACGAGGACAUGGUGGAUGCUUUGGCCUUACCAAGCCCGAUCAACAAACCGACGGCAAUGGUAAGGUCCACUAGCUACCAGGAGAACCCAUUGCCUCCUCCUGAGCGCUUCAGUUUCGACGAUGGCUCCGACAUGGAGGCGGAGUUCGAGAACGUUGAAGAGUCGGCCCCGACCAACAAUCAGGCUAAUGCUGCUGAUGUUAUCGAUGACGACGAUAUUGCUGCCAUGGAGGCGGAGCUUGCGAAGGAAGCAGAGAGUGACGUUAGCGAGGAGGAGUAG
This is a messenger RNA of Sordaria macrospora k-hell, 2097 nucleotides long. RefSeq lists its product as uncharacterized. NCBI's taxonomy places the organism in Eukaryota, Fungi, Ascomycota, Sordariomycetes, Sordariales, Sordariaceae. The record is from RefSeq and is a predicted model, not a curated record.